AACGCCAGUCAGCGAUCCGUUCAUUGUCCACUAUGAAGUCCAACGGGGCAGUCAUGCAAGCUUUUUUCGCUUUCGCUUUUCUCGUAGUCGCGUCCGGAUUGUCCGACGACACGUGGUCCGUCGCGUCCAACGGCACCGGCAGAGCUAUGCAACCGGACAACCGUUGCAUAUUGCAAAUGGACGAUAUAUACAGAGUGUCAAGUCGAGGAGUCGAUGUAGAAAAAUUGAAUUAUUGUUCGAACAGAGCGUGUCCGAACUGGAAGUGCGAAGACGAUUCUUAAAUUAUACACGGGACGUGUUGCGGGUGCCCCAACAUUUUCGGAGGAAGUAAUUUCAAGCAAAUGUCAAAGAUUAACGAAAGAAAGUUUGAAUGUUGUGAUCGUGAACAAGUAGAAAUGACGUUAACCAAAAAUCAACUAUCGACAAGUAUAGAAACAAAAAAUGAACCAAAGCGCUCGGAUAAUUUUAAAGGAAUGAAAUCGGUUCAAAGUGCAAUAAAAAUUUUGAAGAUCGAAAAUGAAAAAAAUUAUAAUGCAAAUGAAUAUGUAUCAAACACAAUUUUGACUGCUAGUCAUGAAACCAAUUUUAAAAAACAAUUACUUUUAAGAAACGUAAUUUUUAUAAAAGGAAUACCACUAACUAAACAUGAAAACUACCCACGAAUCAUAAAAGAAAUUGCUUUGAAAACCAAUACGAAAAUCAACGUUAUAAGGGCGUUUAGAUUUAACAUAAGUAGCACUUCAAACAGCAUUGUUGUUGCUAAACUUGAAACUUUCGAAAUGAAGAAAAACCUUAUCUACAAUAGUAAAAUAUCUAAACUUACAGCAAAUAAUAUUUGUAGUAAUUGGCCUAAAAAAAACAUUUAUAUCGGUGAUUUAUUAAGUAACAGGCCUUUGUGAAUCUUUAUCGUAAAAGGUUUCAGCUUUAAAAGAAAGCAAUUUAUAAUUCUUUUGGAUCAACAACGGUGAUAUCCUAAUGAAAAAAGUAAAAAAAUCCAAAAAAGUCCAUAUAUAUAAGAAAUGUUCAAGACACCAUCAAUUUGUAAGACUGUUAAAGUUUAUAAUUUUUUUCAGUAAAUAAAUAUAAAAAAUGAUAUUAUGUUUACACCUUUAGUCUUAGUACCUUAGUGUUAGUACUUAUCCAUUAGCUUAAUAAGUUAUGUCUUACAAAUAUAGUUACAGUUUAGAUACUUUAAUCAUAAUUUAUAUGAAGUUAUACGUUCAACUAUAAAUGUAAUUCACAUGAUAAUGGUAGGUAAUCUAGAUCAUA
This is a messenger RNA of Myzus persicae (green peach aphid), 1269 nucleotides long. RefSeq lists its product as uncharacterized. The record is from RefSeq and is a predicted model, not a curated record. The coding region runs from base 33 to 281 and encodes 82 amino acids. NCBI's taxonomy places the organism in Eukaryota, Metazoa, Arthropoda, Insecta, Hemiptera, Aphididae. The transcript is spliced from 4 exons.